This is a messenger RNA of Candidozyma duobushaemuli, 948 nucleotides long. RefSeq lists its product as uncharacterized. The record is from RefSeq and is a predicted model, not a curated record. The coding region runs from base 1 to 948 and encodes 315 amino acids. The transcript has 2 exons. Lineage: Eukaryota; Fungi; Ascomycota; Pichiomycetes; Serinales; Metschnikowiaceae.
AUGCACCCCUCAAAGAAGGUUUGUCUAUCGAAGAUUGACUUGAACACUGCUAGAAAACCUCACAAGGUUUGCUUCAGUAAACUCAACAACCCUCUGGCGUGCUACUCUUCAUCUGAAUCAGAUGCGGACUCUGACGACCAACAGUCAUGUUACAGCGCCGACCAGGCCCGUGCUAAAAGAAGAGCUUCUUCUAGGAUGUCAUUUUCUGUCAACAACGAGCUUUCGAAAGCCGUUUCACAAUACAGUGACGAUGACGACCUAGAGUUGGAAGCUUCUGAACGCGGUUUGGGCAGCUGCACAAACAUCCAGCUGUGCCAUGGCCAGCGGAACUCUAUCACGUCCAGCUUUUUGCCAAUCUCUGACAACAACUCGUCUGGCCCUAGUACCAAGAAGCACAUGCCACAAGGUGACAAGUCCUCUCGUUCUAGGUGCUUCGACUACCUCGUUGGUGCCAUUGACGAAGCAUGGGCUAGAUAUUGUGAUGCUGCCUCUUAUGUGGAGGACGAAACAUACGGUUACAACACACCAAACUCUGUUGCUACCGACGACGAGGACGACUAUUUUGGCAACACCACGGACUUGACUGACUACGAGAGCGAGUUUGAGCACGAACAGAAAAAGUGCAUUGCUCAACCAGUCUCCAAGAAACCCUCGAUGAUGGCCAAGCCCGUUGGUAUUAUGGCCAACGAUAGCACAAGUCGUGCCUCGUCAACCUCUAAGGAUCCUUCUUCGUGCCAGUUGCAAGCGUUGAAGGACCGCUUGAUCAAAGCCAAGUACUUCUUGCAAGAUCUCUUGGAGUCUGAGGACUACCAAGACGCAUCUGCUUUUUGGAAGCGCUGGGACAUGAUCAAAUAUGCCGCCAUUGAGUUGGUUGAAGAUGACGACGAUGACGAAAUCAUCGAGUCUACCAUCGACGACUUGGAGGAAGGGCGUCUUUUUACCAACUAG